CCAAGUGACCAGUAUUAUCUGUGAUCGACUGUUAGUUAGAACUGAACAAUUAACAAUAAUUAAAUUAAUAUUCAUUAAUAUUAUAAAUAAAUAUAAAUUUUAUACUUAAGUAUUUAUUUUGAUUUAGAAAUGAGUUUAUUUCAUAAUGUUUUUCUUUGCGCUUUGUUAGUGAAUUUUGCCGGCACAUCCAAGAUUAAUAAGAAACAGAUACCGAAUCCCCGAGUAUGCAUAAUCGGCGCGGGUGUGGCAGGGCUGACCUCAGCACGGUACCUGCAGGACGAGGGCAUCAGCUUCACGCUGCUGGAGUCCACGCGGUACGUGGGCGGCACGUGGCGGUAUGACCCCAGGGUCGGCACCGACGAGAACGGCCUGCCCCUUCACACCAGCAUGUACAAACAUUUGAGGACAAAUCUCCCAAAACCUACGAUGGAAUUGCGAGGUUUCCCAGUUCCUGAUGAUAUGCCCUCCUUUCCAAGUUGGAAAAUAUACUACAAGUAUAUUCAGGAUUACGUGAAACAUUUCGACUUAGAAAGGCAUAUAAAGUUCCUACACAACGUAAUAUUAGUAUCACGCGAAGAAAACGUGUGGAAAGUGAAAUACCAAAACGUGUUGACUGGUGAGGAGUUUGAAGACGAAUUUGACUUUGUGAUCGUGGGAACAGGACAUUUCAGCAAACCAAAUUACCCAAAAAUCCCCAAUGAAGAGCUGUUCACAGGUACAAUCAUCCACAGUCACGACUACCGGGUUCCAGAAGUUUUCAAAGACCGUCGGGUCCUCGUAGUAGGUGCUGGUCCUUCGGGCAUGGACAUAGGCCUCGACGUAGCAUACUACUCCAAGACCCUGGUACACAGCCAUCACUCCAGGGUCAACUUCAGGACGGUCUUCCCCAAGCAUUAUAUAAGGAAGCCCGAUAUACAGGAGUACAAUGCUACUGGAGUCAUAUUUAAAGAUGGGAGCUAUGAGGAAAUUGAUGAUGUAAUUUAUUGUACUGGUUUCGAGUACUACUACCCAUUCUUGGACAAGAGUUGUGGCUUGGAUCUCAGCGGCCGCAGCGUGACUCCGCUGUACAAGUAUAUGGUCAACAUCCGCCAGCCCACCAUGUUGGUCAUGGGACUUAUCAUACGCGCCUGUCUGGUCGUCGCUCUGGAUGCACAGUCCCGUUACGCCACAGCGUUGGUUAAGGGAAACUUCACACUGCCUUCUCAAGAAGAAAUGUUGGACGAGUGGAACAGACACGCCGAAGCCAUUCGGUUGAAGGGGCGACCGAUAUCCGAUAUACACUUCUUGGCGGAGAAAGAGGACGACUACUACGCGGAUUUGACCGCGGAAUCCGGCAUAGAGAGGGUCCCUCCAGUGAUGUUCAAAAUCCGCACCGUGGAUACCGCCGCCAAACUAGAGAACCUCUACACGUAUAGAAAUUAUGCGUACACUAUUAUUGAUAAUGAAACAUUUGUUAGGACGCUAGAAAGCCAAUCAGACGAUAGUGUUAUAAGAUGAAUUCGCAUUUCACACUUUCAUACUAAUUCUGUUGCACGCUAUAUUUAUGCUAAACUAAAUUGAAGUGUCUACAAGUGUAAAUUAAAAAUUUAUAACACCCCCGACAAGGGAAGGUUACAGUAAAAACUUGAUCGUGAAGUCUGACUGCAUUUUUCGUUCACACUAUGUUGACAAUACGCUGUAGCUACGUAGCCAGUCUGCGUCCAUGACGCGUAGUGGCGUAGUAUAAUAAUAAUCGACCGCCGAGAGUCAGUGGCUACGUAAGCCAGGCAAUGACUACGUAAGCCAGUCAAUGACUAUGUAAGCCAGUCAAUGACUACGUAAGCCAGUCAGUGACUACGUAUAGUCUGUGACUACGUAUACGUAGUAAUAUUAUAAUAUUCUGUGGUAUAGCGUAAUAGCGUAUUGUCAGUUUGGUGUGAACAAAAAGUUGAAUAAUGUAUGGAAAAGCAGUAAAACGCUCGGUCGCAAUCGAUGUUACGUUUAAACGCGCGGUUAAAGUUUAUUUUUUAACAAAUUUAGGAAAAAGGAUAGCAAUCCUAUGUCAAUUUAGUUAAAGUAAGAAUAUCGUGUACGACAGAAUUACCCACAUUGUAAACAAUCUCUAAACUGAACUUACGGUAUUUAGCCCGUCUAAAAUUAGAGUUAUCCUUUUCCACAAGAAACAUUGUGAAAAGGAAAGCUCUACACUAGUCAAUUAAAUUUAUGUAGAGAUUGUAAAAACUUCUAGGCUGCGAUCUAUAGUGUGUCCAUUAACUUUACGAUGUUUUUCAUAAAAAUUAUAAUAAUUCACAAUUUCCAUCCAUAGAAAACGUUUGUGCUGGUCUCUCGAAUACAGUUAAAACGAGACAGAUUUACGUCAGAGACAUAAAUCUGUCUAGUUUUAACUAUAUGAGUCAUGAGGAUAAGUCCUGUUGUACACUUAACUGACUAAAUUCAAAUAGUUUUUAGUUUUGUUUAGUUAUUGUACAACAAGAAAGCGUCAUUAUGCACCCAAGCCUUUGUAUUACAAUUUACAAUAAAACUAGUUGUUAUUA
This is a messenger RNA of Maniola jurtina (meadow brown), 2534 nucleotides long. Its product is annotated as senecionine N-oxygenase-like. Bases 130 to 1497 code for a protein of 455 amino acids. Gene Ontology annotation, molecular function: NADP binding; N,N-dimethylaniline monooxygenase activity; flavin adenine dinucleotide binding. The record is from RefSeq and is a predicted model, not a curated record. The transcript is spliced from 8 exons. NCBI's taxonomy places the organism in Eukaryota, Metazoa, Arthropoda, Insecta, Lepidoptera, Nymphalidae.